This is a messenger RNA of Lodderomyces elongisporus, 996 nucleotides long. RefSeq lists its product as uncharacterized. Gene Ontology annotation, molecular function: phosphatase activity. The record is from RefSeq and is a predicted model, not a curated record. Gene Ontology annotation, cellular component: cytoplasm. Lineage: Eukaryota; Fungi; Ascomycota; Pichiomycetes; Serinales; Debaryomycetaceae. Bases 1 to 996 code for a protein of 331 amino acids. The transcript has a single exon.
AUGUCACUUCUCAUUCCUACUCAAGACGAUUACAAAGAUGCUCAUGGCGAUCCAGCUCAACAAGAAGAGUACUACAAAUUGUGGGAUAAACUUAGAUUGGAAAGGAAUUCCGAUGGUCAAUUGAAGUAUCCGUGGGAUUUUGAAGUUGUUCACGGCUUCUUUAAGCAAAGUGACCCAAAAACUGACGAUUUAAACUUCAAUUAUGCUACUGACCAUAUGGGUCGUUUGAAAUCGUGGCCAGCAAUUAUUUCUGAGUUGGUUGAGUUAAACAAGAAUGCUCCAGAUAACGUUGAGUACAAGUUGAUUUUUUUGGCAAGACACGGAAACGGGUACCAUAACGAGAUUGUGACCAAAUAUGGUCUUGAUGAAUGGAAUAGAGAAUUACAUAAAUUGGGCGAGUAUAACGGUAUCAAAUAUGGACCAGAUCCAGAAUUGACCGAGUUGGGUUUGGCACAAGCCAAGGAAAAUCAUGAUUUAUGGGAAAAUGAGUUGAAAGAAGGUGCUCCAAUACCUAGUAAAUUUUACGUUUCUCCAUUACAAAGGUCUUGUAGAACAUUACAGAUCACCUGGGAUGGGUUAAAACCAGAAGCGAAGCAUCCACAAGUGCUCGAAAAGAUUAGGGAGACAAUUGGAAAGAAUUUGUGCGACAAAAGAUCUCCAAAGUCAGUUAUAGACGAAAGAUUUGGCAAAUACGGAUUUGAAACUGAGGGCGGUAUAGUCGAUGAAGAGGAUAUACUUUUCAAAACUGAUAAGAGGGAGACGAUGAUAGAACAAACUUUAAGAAUCAUGGGUUUUUUACAAGAUUUGUUUAACGAAGAUUGUGAUAAAGAACUGGGCAAAGUAGAUAAAAAAGAGGCCGAGGAGAAUAUAUUUAUUUCAACUACUACCCAUGCAGGAACCAUUCGAGCAUUUAUCCUCGCCAUUAACCAUCGUAAUUACACGAUACCCACUGGUGGUAUGCUUCCAGCAGUUGUGAAAGGAACAAAGAGACAAUAA